Neodiprion fabricii is the source of this 2688-nucleotide messenger RNA. RefSeq names its product protein singles bar (gene sing). Bases 1711 to 2265 code for a protein of 184 amino acids. Gene Ontology annotation, cellular component: membrane. The transcript has 6 exons. Lineage: Eukaryota; Metazoa; Arthropoda; Insecta; Hymenoptera; Diprionidae. The record is from RefSeq and is a predicted model, not a curated record.
GGAUAGAUAGAUAGAAUUUAUUUAUGUACACUUUGUUGUAUGUUAAAGAAUAGUAACAAAACUGACGAUGCAGCAUUAUAUAGCAGAUAUUGGUUAACAGAACAGUGAUAAGUGGUAAGUCAAUGUUUAGUAACAUUGAUUUUGAAGUAAUUCCUUGCGGUCAAAGUCACAAUGUGAUCGGCAGUUUUUGAAGAUCACAAAUUUCAAGAUCAUCCGCAAAUGCCAGACGGGAGACUUCAGGCUCAAGGCAAUAUGAUAUAUCUAUCUCCAACGUAGAGAACGGUCGGAAAGGGACCGAGAACAGAGCCCUGAGGAAUUCCGGUAUUGAGCGACCGGCCCUAUAACUACCUGCUACCUUCCAGAGAGGUUGAAGGCCGUAAAAGAGACUCGUCUUCGUAAGCAUAACAGAAUCCAACAACACAAAAUUCAAACGGGCAACGUAACCGAGAACGUAAUAGAAUCGGCCGAAAAAGAAGCCGUCGACGAAUCAUCGUCACUGUGUGUACUUCCAUAUGUAACUUUAUACAUUAGUUUUCGCGAUGGUUAUAUUAUGGCGUAGAUAUAAAACUCAAUCAAUCAAUUAAUUAUUUAAUCGUUUAAGGCCUCAAAAGUUUGAGUCUGGCCAAUUGAAAUUCACCUAUUAACCACUUCGUCGCACAUUGUUGCGGCAUUUGGUCCAAUUACGGUAGAACCACGAUUCUCUGAACCACGACUUGACUUGUCCUAACGUUCAAUUAUCCUAACGUUGGUUCGCAUCAUACAGUGUUCGCGCGAAAUAUAGAUUUAGAUCCGCUUGUACGUUGAUUCUACCGACAGUUUUUAUUUGCUUCCUGUAGCGCGCACAGAGAAAUAAGAAUUAUUGCGAUUUUUUGAUUUUUUUACUUUCUAAAAAACGAGUAGUAGCUGUUCGUAAAUUAACGACGCACGAUUGUAUGAAACAAAAGUAACAAAAUAAGCGUUCGGUGUUAGAUGUUCAGAAUAGACUGUUUGUCGAUUUAAAUUUAUAUUGUAUAUAUUAUUAUCCCUUGGGAUAAAAAUUGUGUUUCAGUUAAAUCCGAAUUAGAAUCGGUCACGAUUAAGGCCAUGUAGUAGUCCUACCUUUACCGACCGAGCAGACUAAAGAAAUAAACUAAUUAACGGAAAGGGUUUGAAUUUCGGACAUGCGUCGCUCUUUCGUAGCGGGGUCCAGGAAAAGAACUCAUAACACGAAAAUCGUUAAAAAAUGUAGGGUUUAUUUUAGCGCUGUCCAGUAAUAUUAGUCUUCAUCCUCAAUGGACUUUUUUUUCUUGUCACGGCUUCCGCAGUUAAUUGCUAUAUUCAUCGCCACAAUCGUGGCUACCUGUUGCCUUCGAUAAUACGAAAGUUCUUUUUUUUUUUUGUCGUUCAUUUUAAGUGAUUAACGCAAAUCGGAUGGAAGAGAAAAACCAAUGAAUUUCAUCCAUCCACAUGCGAUUCAAUAUGACACGUGCGAAGGCUUCACCCUCUCUUCGUGGUGCGAUUCGAAAUGAAAACGGUGGGCAAUUAAUAGCCUUCGCGUACCUACGUGCCGACGACAUUCCGUUGACACUUUUUCUCCAUAGGCAUCUGCAUCGUCGAUCCGCCAUAAUUUCCUGUGGCGCGUGCCGAAAAUAGACAACGACCCUCUGAGGUCUCGUACCACGCGGGGGGCGCCGUUCAUGCAUUGCGGACUGCGGGACGGAACUGUGAACCAUGGGCGGGGGUGCAGCUGGACCGACGAUCAGGAUGGCGUCGACGGGAACUCACGGAGCCGGGGGUGUCGCUUGUUGCUUUUGCCGAUGCUGCACAUGCAUACACAUCGAAUUCUUGAAGACUUUACCGGGCAUGGUGAAAGUGGCCGAGGCGGUUAUCAGCAGCUUGAUACAAUAUUUGUUGAUUAAUUACGGCCUGAGGUACAGUGCGACAAUUGGUUCGGCGUACGAAAGUGCCUUGACGACUUGUUCCGCCUGCUUUCUGAACUCGGCGGUACUUCUGGCCUGUUACAUCGUUUCCGAAAAAUCGUACAGACUGAUACGCUCGUCCCUCUUCGAGCUGAUGUUUAACGCCCUCGCAUCCUUUCUCUACUUGAGCUCAGCCUCGUACUUGGCAUUUGCUACCAAGAUGUUCCUCUGGGGACAAUAUCUCCUCACACCUGGAUUUGACGUCUAUCCAGCAAUGAGCGCCGCCUACAUGCUUUGCGGGGUAGUCGGCGUCCUGCACGGUGUGGAUGCCUACUAUUCGUACAAACACUACACUGGUAGUUGGUAGCGAGGAGCCUGAUUUCAGCGGUAACAAAUUUUUCCAAUUACACUUACGUGAAAUCAUGCCUGGACAUAAAUUAUUAAUACGUAAACGUUAAUCGAGCUCUCGUAUUAUAUCUAGUCACAAGAAUGAGAUUCUUUUGAGCUUUGGCGAUUAGUCCGCACUCGAAAAUCAGGAAAUUAACAUAUAAUGUAUUAUAGAAAUAACUACGUCUUAAUCAUUCCUAAAGGAUGCAAUUUAUCAAGUUUAUGAGAAUCAUUGCGACGUUUGAUCCAUGGAGGAAGUAUGUAUAAUAUUUAUUCCUUUUCCUCCUCUACCAGUGGAACGUUAAUUUGUGUCGUCAGUCUGGUAAUUUCAAUGAUUGAAAACCACGAUCAAAUCGCAUGAUUCCAACAUCGUUUCUCCUUGUAAUGAUAAUUUUACCAAACA